Nymphalis io (European peacock) is the source of this 814-nucleotide messenger RNA. RefSeq names its product transmembrane protein 223. The record is from RefSeq and is a predicted model, not a curated record. The transcript has 2 exons. Bases 75 to 749 code for a protein of 224 amino acids. Gene Ontology annotation, cellular component: mitochondrion. Lineage: Eukaryota; Metazoa; Arthropoda; Insecta; Lepidoptera; Nymphalidae. Gene Ontology annotation, biological process: nervous system development.
CAUCGGUUAGAACUUAGGUUAUGUUUUAAUAAUUUAGAUUAUUUUGUUACUGAAUUCUUAGAAGACGUUGUAAUAUGUCUUUUCUAUCUUAUGCACCAGUAAUUUUAAAAAGAGUCGCUAAGCUUCGUUUUUCUAUUAACAGCACAUUCAGCAAACUAAAAAAUGAUAAAACCUACAGUUCGGUAGUUACAAAAACAAUUCACGAUGUUAACACAAAUGUAGUGAAAGACGUUAUAUUAUUCAAAUAUGAAAAUCCCAAAUUUUAUAUGUACAUGAAUAUAUUUGCUGUCGUUCAGUAUAUGUUUUGGACAUAUCUUGGUUUAUUUGCAUUACAAAAUUUGAGAGAUGCUCCGGUUGACAAAUCGAAGAUUACAGAUGAUACUCCAUGGUAUCGAAAAAUUAAUUUAGGCGAAAAUAAAUAUAGGAACACAUUGGGGGCAUUGUCAGUAAUAAUUGGAACCGGAUCUCUGGGAAUGAUAUGGAUGUACACACUCAAAUCGGUGAGGCUAUUAAUUCUUAACAAAGGUGGGCGGCACCUAACGUUUGUUACCUAUGCACCAUUUGGUAAUAACCGUAUUAUGAAAGUUCCCAUUGAAUGUGUAUGUUGUAAGGAGAACAGAAAGUUGGCAAAGGUUCAGCUACCACUUAAAGUUAAAAACACUUUAAUGCAUUAUAUGCUCGAUAUGAGAGGGGAAUUCAAGAAUCCUUUAUUAUUUGACUGUACUGCUGGACUAAAAAGGAUUUGGUAACAAUUUUUUGUGUAAAUUUUCCAUUUGUACAGAGUGUAUUAAAGUGUUUAUAUACAGUUUUAGUU